Messenger RNA from Asterias rubens (European starfish), 3048 nucleotides. RefSeq names its product neuronal membrane glycoprotein M6-a-like. NCBI's taxonomy places the organism in Eukaryota, Metazoa, Echinodermata, Asteroidea, Forcipulatida, Asteriidae. The coding region runs from base 309 to 1205 and encodes 298 amino acids. The record is from RefSeq and is a predicted model, not a curated record. The transcript is spliced from 8 exons. Gene Ontology annotation, biological process: neuron projection development. Gene Ontology annotation, cellular component: plasma membrane.
CGAUCAGAGACUAGCGGCAGCGGUGUCAAAUUUCUGCACGACGACAGUGUAACAAAAGUCAUCAAAAAAUCGCCUUUUCCUAGUCGAACACGUGUUUGUUUGUGUGUUUUGUAGCUCCCCAUCACCCAGCUUUGUGUGCAGUUCCAAAGAUCACUUCCAGGUUCGGGAACACCCAUGUUAUAAUCAGCAUGAUCGUCGUUGUCGGAAUAAAACCUGAGAGGGACUAAAGCAAGAAGCAGGGUAGCGGCAAAGUCGGCGGAGAAUUAUCAUUCACUUAAUUUCUGAAGGAUUUACAGAAAUUAACCAGCAUGGGUUGUUGUGGGUCAGCGAGGUAUAUCCCUUAUGGGUCAAUAGUUGCCUCUAUUCUGGUGUAUCUUGGAGCUGGUUUAUUCUGUGGAUCGUGUCUCACGGCACUCAACAGCACUGAAAAGAUGUUUGGAUCGACGGAGAUCGCUAAACUUGCCACAGACAUAAUUUUCUACCUUAAACUGACUGUCUACGUGUUAACACCAGUAAUGGUUUUCUUUGCGUUUCUGUACGUCUUGUUUGGCUACCUAUCGACCAAACAAAGUAAAAUUCAAGUUUACGACAACAGGAACGUGUGCUGCGGAGGAAUGGGCUGCACCAGCCUGGCUCUUUAUGUUGCGUACCUCGUGACUUUCAUGUGGCUUGUUGUAGGUGGUGCGUCUGCCAUCCCAGUUAUCUUUACUUACAUGGUCAGCCAGUACACACUGACAUUCAGUGGCACUAUUGCUGCCACUGAAUGCGUGAGUUUGGAACAGUACGGCUUUGUGAAUUUACCUAGUGAUAUAAACAACACAGAUAUCUGCGGAGUUGAUUUAAAAAACUUUGGAGAAAGAGCUGGUGAGGCUUUUCCGAUGUUCGUCUUACAGCUUGGAGGAUGUUUGCUGAUCAUACUAGGAUUGAUUCACUUCAUGAUGUGUCUGAGUGCAAACUGGGGUCACGUGAAAGACGGUCUCAAGAGACAAGACUAUGAGACCCGAAGAAGGCUUGAGGAGGAGGAACUUAAUGAAAUGGGUCCAAGCUCAGUAGCGAGGGGGCCCCGCGCUAAGGUCUACGACUCCAACAUGUCCCAGCAUUCCUACAAUCCAAACUUACCCCCUAUCGGUGGGUUUGGGGAGCCUGCCAGGCACCCCUCACAGCCCACCAUGUCAACAGAGCGGCUGGUGAACGAUUAUUACUAAGGAAAUAAAAGAGUGGCGACGAGUUCUUUAACGGCCGUUUAAAACCGGCAUGGUCAUGGCCAUGCGAUAAAGACCUACACCCUACAAGGUUUUAAACGGCCGUAUCAGAUCGAGUUGCUACUCUUUUGUUUCAAAUUCAUAAAAGCCCUUUUGUUUGAAAAAGCGAUAAAAGUUAAAAGUAGGCCUUUUGACAAGCUGUGACAAUCUUGUUGAGUGAUUUUUCGAGGUUAGUACAUUAUUCAGAAACUUUUGUCAAAUUCUGUUUUGUGUGUGUUGGGUUGUGUUUUCAAAUAUAUUACGUGCGGGUACUAAUAGCUAUGUACUGCGUCUGCAUAAGUAGAAUGGCGUAAUUAAGCUUGCACUCCAAACACACAAAUCAAGCUGAUCUUAAGAAACUCCUGCUAGGUCUUUAUCAACCGUUUAAACACCCCCACGUGACGUGCUCUCCACCAACAGGAAUAGGGAAUCUGUCUGGGGUAUUUAUGAAUAACAAAUAACAUCUGUAUUAAAGAAGCUACACAGAGAUGGAUUGUACUCAAUAUGGCUUGCCAGAUUGCAGUACAUGUAGUUCUACGUGUAGUAUACAAGCAAGUAAACAAAUCUUAACGUUUGGGCAGGAAGUUAGGGUUGGUUUAGAAGUGGUUUCUGUGCCAGCCUUUCACCUCGCUAAACCCCAGAUCAACCUCAAACUGUUCGCCGCAAAUGUCCCAAUUAGAUCUCCAGUCAUCCUAGACUUAAGUCGUUAAAUGUCUGUCGCAAUUAUAUCGUCACGAGAGCGUUUGGACAAAUGUAUUACCAUUACAAACAUAUUUUGUUGUUUUUUUUCGGGUGCUUCCAACACACAAUAGCUUGGUGCUCUGUUGAAAAGCAAUGAUUUCAAUUUUAUAUGAAAAAGAAAGGACCACCUUUAGCAGAGAACAGGGGUGGGGAAAUCCCUCUUUUAUAUUCUCUCAAAAACUUGGCACUUAUGUUAAUGUUCGUCACAUGUUUCACUAAUUAGCCUCACAAAUAAUUUUUUACCUGUAUGAUAACAGACGGUACAAGUUUUGUGCAUUUUCAAACAUUGGGACCUGACUUUGUUUUCGUUCACGCGUUAAAACAGUACGUGAGACUAGAGUGGUCCUGAAAAAAAUAUUUGAAGAAGCGCGAGACUUGCAUGGUUUUUUGGGUGCACGGGGCUGACGCACAUAACGCUUGACCCUUGGAACACGUCGCAACGCAGUUCUCAAUAAUACGCACCAGUAGUAGGAUAUAAUCUCACCCCAGCACUGGACAAAAAUUAUCCACCCUCUUUUACAGCCCCUUCUCUGUGUGCGCUUGUGACUGCGGUUUAUACGCCGGGCAGUUUAUAAUCCGAAAAAUUACAGUAACCAGCCAAAACGCUAUGUAAUGUACAUGUAUAUACUUAUUGUAACUGGUUCCAAACAAACCUUUUACUGUGAUAUAUAAAUUUUCAAAAGAUGGUUACCAUCUCUCGUAACGACAAAUACUGUGGACAAUUAUUAUAUAAAUGUGUACUUUGAUUAGCGUUAGAUGAUUUUUUUGUACAAAGAGAACUCAAGUUGAGGCUUUAAACUUAUUUUAGAAAAGAGAUUUUUGUAAUAAACUGUUAUGCCUUGAAGUGUUUACAGUAAAAACUUUUAAUUUUAUUUAAUCAGUCAAAUAUUUUGAUUUGAUCCUUUACGACUUUACGAGCGGGUUUUGAACCUGCAACAGUCGGAGCGUAAUAUUGACUGUUAUGAAAGAACAGUUUGUAAGCAACUUUCAAUGUAGGAUUAGAGGCAUUGCAUGGUGAGGUAUCGGUCUCCUCUUGACGAUGACUAGAGCAAGCUAGUCGAAACGU